AUGGCUGCUGUCAUCAUUUAUCUCCUAUCAGCCAUUGGUAUUUUCCUCUGCCCCGCCUUCGCCUUCGACCCGAGGCCCCAACAGGACAUAUGCGUGGCGGACCUGAGCAAGGGAGCGAAUCCGAACGGCCUUCUCCCUCUCCCGUGCAUGGACCCCACCAACGUCACGGCCGACCACUUCUACUCGGACGACCUCCGCACGCCCGGCAACACCAACAACCCCUUUCGAGCCGCCUUCACCGCUCUCGACUCCGCCCAAGUCCCCGGCCGCAACACCCUCGGCAUGACCGUGUCCCGCCUCGACGUGGGGCCCGCGGGAUUCUACGCGUUCCACGCCCACCCGAGGGCCGCCGAGCUCUUUGUAGUCAUGAGGGGGCAGCUCGAGGUCGGGUUCGUGACGUCGACCCAACACAGGCUUUAUAAGAAGAUCCUUUCCCCUGGAGACGUGUUUUACGUCCCGCUCGGCCUACUUCACUACCAGAGGAAUCCGGGGAACAGCAGCAGCACGGUUGCGUACAGCGUGCUCAACAGCCAGAGUCCCGGGCUCAACUCCAUUACGCAUGCUGCCUUUGGGGCGAGCCCGAGCAUCGACAGCGGUUAUCUUGCGGACGCGUUUCAGUUGGAUUUGAGAACUAUCCAGAGUCUCCAGGGGAAGCAGUGGGUAUAG
Messenger RNA from Striga hermonthica, 666 nucleotides. The record is from the annotation of a GenBank genome assembly. Lineage: Eukaryota; Viridiplantae; Streptophyta; Magnoliopsida; Lamiales; Orobanchaceae.